AUGGAAACACCAAUUAUAAUUCCCGAAACUAUGUCUCGCGUAUCAUGCGUUGACGCAAGUUACAGACUAAUCGACGAAAUAAAAUAUAUCACUAUAAACCUUAGAAAUAAAAAAAUUUUUGACCCAAUUAUUCACCCUUCAUCAGAGACUGUUCGAGCCUUGCAAUAUGCAAAGCAUGAAGUUGAAUCAUAUUAUCAACAAUAUGAGGAUGCCUUUAAUAAAUAUAAAGUUUCGUUAGAAAAUAUAAAAGAAUUUGCGAAAGAAAUAGUAAAUAUAGAAAAGAGUAAUUAUUUCUUUUAUCCGUAUAGGCGCGUGAAAGAAAAAUAUGAAAAAUUGUUAAAGGAACAUGAGAACUGUGAAAAAAUAUUACAUCCAAUUUUAAUUAAAAUCAUAAUGAACAAACAAGAACGUCAACAGGAAAAUAUUAUGAAUUUUCAUAAGAUUUUAAAAGCCAUUCCGGAUGAUAUUAAAAGUGAAAAGAUUAUCCAAAUAGAAAAGAUAGUUCAAAACUUAAUAGAAAGAUCAGUUUCAGAUAUCAAUGUCCCACGUAUUGAUUCAAUAUUAUUAUUUGAUCCUCCUCGUGAUGACGAUUUGAAAAUGAAUCUUGAAAAUGAACCUAAUAUGAGGUCAGAAUGGGAUCUAGAUGAUUGUAUACAAAUGAAACAUAUUGUAAAGAAGAUUUAUAAACGUGGUGUUGAAGUAGCAUGUGAACCAGUUACCUUUUUUGAACAAAACUUGUCAAUUUUAAGUGAAUUAAAGAGAUUCCGCGAGUGCCGAAAUAUUCUUAAAUUUUAUGGACUUUCAAAUAUUAAUGGUGAUGAAAUGUUGAUAUUUGAAUGGGCAGGCUUGGGUAAUUUAAAGAAUGUCUACGAAAAGAAAAAAAUUCGUUGGGAUUUAAAAGCGAAAAUUGCACAUGACAUUUGUCAGGGCUUAUUAUUUUUGAGGCACGUGGAUAUUUUUCAUCGUGACAUUCGAUGUGAGAAUAUAAUG
Messenger RNA from Dentiscutata heterogama, 990 nucleotides. Lineage: Eukaryota; Fungi; Glomeromycota; Glomeromycetes; Diversisporales; Gigasporaceae. The record is from the annotation of a GenBank genome assembly.